AUGAGUCCAAUUGAAUUCUUACAGACUAGAAUUUUUGAUUAUGGACAUUACUGGGCGAUUCAUCCGGCCAAUUUUGAGGAUUUCGUGAAAGGUGAUUUUCGAAGACGACGAGCGCAAAGAAAGGUUCGUCGACACAUGGGACUAUCAGUGAACGAAGAUGAAUGUUCGGAUGACAGUCCAAUCACUUCGCCAGCACCAUUCAGUGUCGAAUCAAUAUUACAACCGGAUAAAACGCCUCGUUGGUUGGCACCAGUAAUCCCAAACGUUGUGCCGAUCGCUUUUCCUUUUCACCUUUUCACCGCUCAUUAUUAA
Molecule: messenger RNA, 312 nt
Organism: Anisakis simplex (herring worm)
Lineage: Eukaryota; Metazoa; Nematoda; Chromadorea; Rhabditida; Anisakidae
Source: the annotation of a GenBank genome assembly